This is a messenger RNA of Daktulosphaira vitifoliae (grape phylloxera), 1550 nucleotides long. RefSeq names its product vacuolar protein sorting-associated protein 26B-like (gene Vps26). NCBI's taxonomy places the organism in Eukaryota, Metazoa, Arthropoda, Insecta, Hemiptera, Phylloxeridae. The transcript is spliced from 7 exons. The record is from RefSeq and is a predicted model, not a curated record. Gene Ontology annotation, biological process: retrograde transport, endosome to Golgi; intracellular protein transport. Bases 237 to 1343 code for a protein of 368 amino acids. Gene Ontology annotation, cellular component: retromer complex; endosome.
AGUCGUGUAAAAGAAUAUUGAAUAUUAUCCACUUUUUCGUCGAUCUGUGGGUGUUUUUUUCUUUUCGGCCGUAAUUUUUUUUAUAAUUAUUCGAAGAUACACAGUAAUUUUAAAACUAUGAAUCUGACAGUUUUUUAGAAAUAGUCAACAAUUAAAUUUUCAAGUGUCUCACACUAGCUUAUUUCAUCGUCAUUGAAGUUGAGUUAUUGGUUUAAAAACUGUAAUCAACAUUCAAAAUGACGUUUUUUGGACUUGGUCAAACAGCUGAAGUAGAAAUAAUUUUAGAUCGUCCAGAUGGUAAAAAAAAACUAGAUGAAAAUAGUAAAAAGGAUCAAAGUUUAAUAUAUUUUGAUGGCGAAACAGUUUCUGGAAAAGUAAAUGUAGUUUUAAAGAAGUCAAGUAGUCGUUUGGAGCAUCAGGGUAUAAAAGUAGAAUUUAUUGGUCAAAUAGAAAUGUAUUAUGAUCGAGGUAAUCAUCAUGAGUUUACAUCCCUAGUAAAAGAAUUAGCUAGGCCAGGAGAAAUGUUACAAAAUACUUCAUACAAUUUUGAGUUUUUAAAUGUAGAAAAACCAUACGAAACUUAUACUGGUUCUAAUGUUAGACUAAGAUACUUUUUACGAGUUACCAUUAUUCGAAGAAUUUAUGACAUAGUGAAGGAAAUGGAUAUUGUUGUUCAUACAUUAUCGUCAUACCCUGAUAUGAACAAUAGUAUAAAAAUGGAGGUUGGAAUAGAAGAUUGCUUACAUAUUGAAUUUGAAUAUAACAAGUGCAAAUAUCAUUUAAAAGAUGUUAUAGUUGGAAAAAUUUAUUUUCUGUUGGUAAGAAUAAAGAUUAAACACAUGGAAAUUGCAAUUAUUAAACGUGAAACUACUGGUUCAGGUCCUAAUACUUUUAAUGAAAAUGAAACAAUUGCUAAGUAUGAAAUAAUGGAUGGGGCACCAGUACGAGGAGAGAGUAUUCCUAUUAGAGUAUUUCUAGCAGGAUAUGAUUUAACCCCAACAAUGAGAGAUGUCAACAAGAGAUUUUCAGUGAGAUAUUUCUUAAACUUAGUUUUAAUGGAUGAAGAAGAUAGACGCUAUUUUAAACAACAAGAAAUAACUUUAUGGCGAAAAGGAGAAAAAAAUAUUAAAGGAAUACAAAGUCGUAAUGAACCAUCACAUCUAGUAUCUGGUAAAGAUGGUCCCAAGGGUAGUGAAACUCCAAGAACUACUUCACAAUCAAUUCCGCCUUCUGGCUCAUUUGACAACACAGAUUCUGAAAAUAGUCAAAAUUAUUCUUCUCCCACUAUUGAAGGUGUUGAACACCAAAACCAAUCUUCAGUUGAAGAUAGUAUAAGUGAUUAAAAAUAUAAAUGUUGUUAUUUAUUUAAUGUUAAAAGGAAUUGCCAUUUAUAGAGAUUUCAAUUUUCAUUUAAUAAAUAAUAUAGUGUUCUUUCACUGACAAAACAAUAGUAACACAAGAGAUUUUUAUCAAUCCUAUUAUUUUGGAAUUUAUUCAUUUAUAUAUUAUUUAUGUUAUCUGUUUAUUUAUAAUUAUUUGUUUUAAGUUAA